AUGAGGAACGGGCGAGAGGACAAAUGUAAACGCGCCCGCGGCGGUGUUGACACGCGACCCGACAAAUUCCGGCGACGAGAGGUCCUUGUGGCGGCGAGCCUCAAGAAGAUUCCCAGGACACCGAGGAAGGGGGACAAAGAGCGAAUUCUGCGAACGCGCGACGACGGCUGUAAAUCGUGCGACUGUCCUGGUAUAUCACUUCGCAAACGAUUUUGCGACGUUUACGACACGAAUCCGACACGGCGGCGGAACAACGUCGCUGGAAUAGCUACGGUCUUCGGCUUUAGCAAAAACACAUUCGCUGCAAAAUUUAGGGAAAAA
Messenger RNA from Iphiclides podalirius (scarce swallowtail), 321 nucleotides. The record is from the annotation of a GenBank genome assembly. NCBI's taxonomy places the organism in Eukaryota, Metazoa, Arthropoda, Insecta, Lepidoptera, Papilionidae.